GAUAUUGAAUCAUUCCUAACGGGCAUAAAUAUAAUUUACGAGCCGCCUGCCUGUCUUGGCAGCGCCCCGCGCGUCUUCAGAGUCAACGGGCUUUGUAAGGUUCCGGCUAGCACUCAGACAUUUGAGCUGGAUGGAAAAGAAAUGACCGUUGCAGAGUACUACAAGUCUCGGCAGUAUAAUUUAAAGUUUCCGAACCUUCUCUGCUUGCAUGUUGGGCCGCCGUUGAAGCACAUUUACUUGCCUAUCGAACUAUGUCGCAUUGAGGAUGGGCAGACACUGAAUCGCAAGGAUGGAGCUAAUCAGGUGGCGGCCAUGAUUAAGUAUGCUGCCACUUCCACCAACGAGAGGAAGGCCAAGAUCAUCCGCUUGAUGGAAUAUUUCAGGCACAAUUUAGACCCGACCAUCAGCCACUUUGGCAUACGUCUGGGCAGUGACUUCAUCGUCGUGAAUACACGCACGCUCAAUGCGCCUCAGAUUGAGUACAAAAACAAUUUGGCCUCGGUGAGGAACGGUUCGUGGCGCAUGGAUGGCAUGCAAUUCCUUGAACCCAAGCCAAAGUCACAUAAAUGGGCCAUACUCUACGGCAAGAUUAACUACCUGUAUGUGGACGAGCUUCAGAAGAUGGUUCUUCAGAAGAGUCGCAAAGUCAAUCUGUGCCUGGAUGCCAAGGCCGAGAAACUGUACUACAAGGAUGAACUUCAUAAGUUCCAACAAUCCUACCCCGAGCACAUAAUCUAAUAUCGUUUUUUUUAUGUUAUUUUUUUUUUUAUUUUAUUUUAUUAGAAAUCAGCUUUACUUAAACUAUGAUCUAAUAUUAGUGAUAUUUACAUUGGCUUACUACAUAUUAUAAGAGUUUAAUGAUUAGGUUUAUAUAUACAUUUUAAUGAUGUGUUAUUC
Messenger RNA from Drosophila miranda, 897 nucleotides. RefSeq names its product protein argonaute-2-like. The record is from RefSeq and is a predicted model, not a curated record. Lineage: Eukaryota; Metazoa; Arthropoda; Insecta; Diptera; Drosophilidae. The transcript has 3 exons. The coding region runs from base 142 to 738 and encodes 198 amino acids. Gene Ontology annotation, molecular function: protein binding; RNA binding.